AUGAGUGCUGUGCGAUUCACGGCCAAACAGGUCCUAGAACAGAUAUUUUCCAAUGACUCUGACUGCGACGAGGAUGCGGACGAGGAAGCGUCCGAAGAAGAAGACGGGGAGGAAUACAACCCAGAGGACGAGGAGACCACAGAGGACGACGACGACUACGACGCCGCAGCCGUCGACGCCGCCGACGACGAGGACGAGGACGAUGUCCAAGUAGAAGAAGGUCAAGGCGUAGAAGACGAACGAGACGAUGACGACGACGACGACGACCAACAAGAAGAAGAAGAACAAGGGGAAGAAGAACAAGGGGAAGGUGAAGGAGAGCGAGGAGAGCGAGGAGACCUCCGCCACUGCCGCAGCCGCCGCCGCCGCCGCAGCAUCAGCCCCAGAACACAACACGAUAUCCCUCGAGUGGAAAGAGAGACAUUCGUGUCGAGAAACGGCCAAAUCCAAUGGUGCUCGGUGCCCUGUGACAACAAUCGCGGCGUCGGAGGGGCCGCCGCAGCGGCAAAAAGUAACAGGCCGGUUGCUGAGGUGCCGGAGGACAUGAGGCCCGGGCCUACUAGGCAGGCCGUAGGCCAAGCCCGCGACAUCCUGUCCACGUUUCGCUUGUUUUUCACACCCGAGAUAGAAGACAUCAUCCUGGAGAUGACCAAUCUGGAGGGCGUUCGAAAAUACGGAGCCCGAGGCGACGGCGACGACGGCGACGACGACCACCGCCACUACGCCGACGACGACCACCACGAAGUCCACGAAGACCGCGAAGACCGCGACCGCGGCGGCGGCGGCCGCUGGAAAGCGAUGGACUCCACAGACCUGCGAGCCUACGUAGGGCUGCUCAUCCUAGCCGGCGUGUACAGGUCCCGAGGCGAAGCGGCCUCUAGUCUCUGGGACGCCGAGAGCGGAAGGACCAUUUUCCGCGCAACCAUGCCGCUCAAAGUCUUUCACGCUUACUCGAGACUCCUUCGCUUCGACGACCGCCAGACCAGAGCCGAGAGACGCGCAGCAGGCGGCGGUGACAAACUUGCGGCCGUGAGAGAGGUCUGGGACAAGUGGGUCGAGAGGCUGCCGCUCCUCUACAACCCCGGGGCCGACGUGACGGUGGACGAGCAACUGGUCCCUUUCAGAGGCCGAUGUCCUUUCCGCCAGUAUAUCCCAAGCAAGCCGGCCAAAUACGGCAUCAAGACAUGGGUGGCCUGCGACUCCAAAUCCAGCUACGCCUGGAAGAUGCAGGUCUACACCGGCAAGGCCACAUGCGGAGGCCCCGAGAAGAACCAGGGGAUGAGGGUCGUGCUCGAUUUGACGCAGGGACUCAGGGGUCACAACGUCACCUGCGACAAUUUCUUCACCUCAUACGAGCUCGCGCGCCAGCUCCUGACCAGGAACGUCACCGUGGUCGGCACAGUCAGAAAGAACAAGCCAGAGCUCCCGCAGGCGCUGCUCGCCUCAAAGGACAGGCUCCUCUUCUCCUCCAAGUUCGCCUUCACGCCCACCACCGCUCUAGUGUCCUACCUGGCAAAGAAAAACAAGAACGUCUUACUCCUGAGCACGCUGCACACCGAGGCUCACGUUAGCCGUCGCCAGGACAAGAAGCCGGCCAUCGUCCUAGACUACAACAGCAACAAGGGAGGUGUGGACAACCUAGACAAGGUGAUUGGAACCUACAGCUGCAGGAGGAUGACCGCGCGCUGGCCCCUGGUCAUCUUCCACAACAUCCUUGACGUGUCCUCUUACAACGCUUUUGUCAUAUGGCGAGAGCUCAACCCCACUUGGAUGCCUGGCAAGCGAAACAAGAGGAGGGUGUUCCUCGAGCAGCUGGGAAAGGCACUAGUGACUCCGUUCAUACAAAGAAGGGCCCGUCUCCCUCGCACCGAAGCCUCUGCGGCGCUCGUCAAAGCUGUUCAGAGGGCUACGUAUCGUGAUCAGCCCCGGCGGGAUCACGCCCCCGCAGCACCGGACCACGCAGCACCACCGGCCCAAGCACCCAACCCCGCACAACCCAGUAAGAGGAAGAGGUGUCAGGUCUGCCCCACAAAGAAGGACUGUAAAACACACACGGUGUGCACCAGGUGUAACAAAUACAUCUGCAAAGGCUGUUCGCACCCAUACUGUCCCACAUGUUCCAACUGGGCCUUUAGUGAGAGGGGGACAGUUCGACCCGGAGGGCACGGCGUGUGUACAGAAUACCAGGACAUGUAA
Messenger RNA from Coregonus clupeaformis (lake whitefish), 2196 nucleotides. RefSeq names its product piggyBac transposable element-derived protein 4-like. Lineage: Eukaryota; Metazoa; Chordata; Actinopteri; Salmoniformes; Salmonidae. The record is from RefSeq and is a predicted model, not a curated record. Bases 1 to 2196 code for a protein of 731 amino acids. The transcript has 3 exons.